UGUUUUGAACACAUUGGUGCUAUUUGUUUUACAUUGGGAAGUUACACAGUUACGGUGAUACACCGCGUGAUUCAGCACACCAUCACGGAACCGUUACAAUGAUUCGGUGGGGGGGAUUAUACAAUCACAUAACUCUCUCGUUGCGUUCUUUAUAGGGUUCUCGUUUUGUUUCAGCGGCGAUCUUAAUGGAAUCGGGUUCUUGCGGCACAUAUUAUUUUGGAUUUAAUCACUCCGCUCUCGCAAUCCAAAUGCUGUUUCCGCCAAACACAAAAGCUCACGUCUCCAUGGACCACAAAUAAAAGUAAAUCAUUGCAUUACAUACCAACGCUGCCUCGUCGUCUUCAACCCCAGUUUCUUCUUCGUCUUUGGCAACUCAGGUUGUGUUGUGGAAUGUUUUCCCGAGUUGCAACUGGGGCACCAGAAGUCAUCAGAAUUUUUUGCGUGCUUUGAGGAGGCAAACAACGGUCAUGCGUGAAACUCGAAAUCGUUGUCUCAAGGAGGUUUAAUUAUCGCAAUUAUGAUGAGUGAAGUGAUGGAAGAGACAUUGAUAAAUAAUUACCUCUGUAUAACGCCUCUUUUGAGGAAUUUAUACAGUUCGAUAAACGGGAUCAAAGAUCACAAUAUAUUGCAGGGAUCCUAAAUCAUAGACGAGUGACCACAAACAUUUCAUCAGAAGAUGGUUGCGAUUUUAGCCAUUUUGACAAAUUCACAAUUUCUUCAGAAUUGGCGCUCCAUGUGUUUGCCAGAACUGUAGUUCACUUCCACAUAAAUUCCAACUAUGACUACUGCUAGAUUUCAUGUACUUACAAAGGAAGGUUGAUCUCCCUGAAGAAUAUCAAAGGUCACAAAGGCGCACAUCGAGAGUCGUCCAGCAACUAACAUGACAACCCAGUGAGUCAAGUGUCUGCAAUAACAUCCAGUGUCCCACUUCUCACAGACCUCCACGGGUUCUGCAUAAUCAUGUUAUGUGUGCAGCUAUGCCUCAAUACAGCCAAUGCAGUUAAAAGCCAAGUCCUGAGCAGCACGGAAUCAGCCAAUCUCGAAGUAUGGAGAAGCGAUUUGGAUGCUACAAUGUCAACAGGUCGCACUCCGUCUUCAGCAUGAUCUUGCAGUUACUUUUUCCUGGUGCUGUGCUUCUGAUGCAAGCACAAGGACGAGAAUUCGACUACAGGGAAGCGUUGGAGAAGUCUCUCCUGUUCUACGAAGGACAGCGAUCUGGGAAGUUGCCUGAAACUCAGCGCAUGAAUUGGCGGGGCGACUCUGCCCUUGUGGACGGUAAUGCCUCCCAAGUGGAUUUGAGAGGAGGAUACUAUGAUGCGGGGGACAACGUGAAGUACCAGUUUCCGAUGGCAUUUACCACUACUUUGCUUUCAUGGAGUGUGAUGGAGUACGAGAGCGAACUACUCCUUGCCAACCAGUUACAACAUGCACACGAAAGCAUCAGAUGGGCCACAGAUUAUUUCCUCAAAGCUGUCACAAGUCCAACUCAAAUCUGGGUUCAGGUUGGAGAUCCACACAGCGACCAUGAGUGUUGGGAAAGAGCGGAGGAUAUGGACACACUUCGGUUAACAUUGCAGAUCAAUGAAACCACCCCAGGCACCGAAGUGGCUGCCGAGACAGCAGCUGCUAUGGCGGCGAGCUCCAUUGUGUUUCGAGCCUCUGAUCCUCUCUAUGCCGAGAGGCUUCUAGGAACGGCAAUGACAGUUUUCGAUUUCGCAGACAAGUAUCGAGGCACAUACCACGGCGCUUGUCCGUUUUACUGCUCAUCUGGAUACAAUGAUGAGCUUCUAUGGGCCGCUGCCUGGUUGUAUCAAGCCUCCAAUGACACAAAGUUUUUGAAAUAUGUGGUUGACAACUCCACGCUGAGCCACGAAGUUAGUGAGUUCAGUUGGGACAACAAACAUGCUGGAACUCAAAUUCUGCUCACAAAGCUGUAUUUGGCAGGAGAAACUUCCCUUGAGCCAUAUGCAAAGCAUGCAGCAGCCUUUGUCUGCCAUGUCCUUCCAGCAAACAUGUGGAACAAAGUUUCCUACACUCCAGGUGGGUUGCUUUAUGUCCGCGUAGGGGCGAAUACGCAAUAUGUGACAGGAUCCUCUUUCAUAAUUGUUGUAUUGGCCGACUCCCUUGCAAAUUCAAACGGAGCAAAGUUGAUGUGUGGCAAUGUUUCGUAUGCUUCUCAGAACCUGUUGGCACAUUCCAAAAACCAGGUUGAUUACAUUCUGGGUUCAAAUCCUUUGAACAUGUCUUACAUGGCUGGUUUCGGCCCGAAGUAUCCGACUCAAGUUCACCAAAGAAGCGCAUCCAUAAUAUCCAUUCAUGAAAGCCCCCUGCACGUCGGUUGUGGGCAGGGCUUUGUGGACUGGUUUCCGAGCGACAAUCCCAACCCAAAUGUUUUAGUUGGAGCCAUUGUGGGAGGCCCUGACAUAAACGACAAUUUCAAAGAUUCGAGGCGGGACUCCUCAUGCACUGAACCAACAACUUACAUCAACUCUGGAUUUGUCGGUCUGCUGGCCCGUUUGUUGAGGGACGGAACCUGAGAAAAAAUACUCCAAAUUCAUGCUGGCCCUACUAUGAAAAGGUUUGAAAUCCUUGAUUAAACAAUCAAACAAUUCUUACCAGGAAUAUGCGUGUUAGACAUGUUCUUAAAGCGCAUUCUUAAGACAAGCUAGAUCAAUAAAACCGAGAAUAUAGUCACUGUACAACUUGUUGUUUUAAUGAAAAUUAUCUGUAUAAUAGAAAGGAAGAAGGGUUUAUUGAUAUUAUAUAAUUAACCUUUCGGCAUUUUUCUGACCUCAAAUGAACUAGACCUAGUGAGCACCAAUACCAUGUGUAUUUUUGCUUCCCACAAAAAAAAAUAUUCUCUAGUACAAAGAAUUGAGAAGAAGCAUGCACUUCCUAGCAAAAUAUCUUGUAAAGGUUUUUUUCACUAUAUCUACUAGGUUUAGAUGAUUGAA
Physcomitrium patens is the source of this 2954-nucleotide messenger RNA. NCBI's taxonomy places the organism in Eukaryota, Viridiplantae, Streptophyta, Bryopsida, Funariales, Funariaceae. The record is from RefSeq and is a predicted model, not a curated record.